This is a messenger RNA of Helicoverpa armigera (cotton bollworm), 6082 nucleotides long. RefSeq names its product DNA polymerase theta (gene DNApol-theta). The record is from RefSeq and is a predicted model, not a curated record. Gene Ontology annotation, molecular function: DNA-directed DNA polymerase activity; DNA binding; ATP binding. The transcript has 9 exons. The coding region runs from base 400 to 5949 and encodes 1849 amino acids. Gene Ontology annotation, biological process: double-strand break repair via alternative nonhomologous end joining; DNA-templated DNA replication. NCBI's taxonomy places the organism in Eukaryota, Metazoa, Arthropoda, Insecta, Lepidoptera, Noctuidae.
CGAAUAUGGAUUCCUUUUUUUAACCACAUUAAAAUAUAAGUUUAGGCUUCAAUAAAAUUAAUGUCAACACAGUGUAUCAUCUUGCAUAUUGCCAAGUGAAAGCUUCCCACAACGAGAUCCAGUGUAGAACAACCACGGCUUAAUAAAAAAAGUUUCUGAAAAAUCUGAGUUUUCCUUGUAGGUUUGUAUUUUAUGCGCAUUGUUUGGGUUCUGCAUGACUAGUGUCAUUGAAAAUAAUUUUCGGACGAAGCGAACCAAUGUCAUCAAUGACAGUGACAAAAUCUGUCAGUCGGUAGUUUUCUGACGUUUCGUAACAGCUGAAAGUUUUGUCUGUUGUGUUUGAUUUUCAGUGAUUUAAUUUUCUUGAUGUUAUUAUGAAUUUUGUUUAAUAUAAUUAAAAUGGCCAAUGUGGAUGACGAAGGCAUUGACACUCAGUUCAUAGCUGAAAAUAUCGGCUUCUUAGACAAUUGCUUCGACAAUUCAUUCAUUUUACAAAGUUCUUUGCAAGUUGUAAAAGAGCAAGCUUUGGAACAAAACAAUGAUUUGAAACUUACUUUGAGGCCAACCAAGAAGAUUAAUACCUAUUCGCAGAAUACAACAAUAGCGUUACAAUCAACAGAAAAUAAUCUGGUGAAAUCAUGUAUAGAUCAAGGUAACAAUAAAAAUUUAAAAGCUUGGGGUCUACCACUUGAGAUAGCAAAAAAAUAUGAAGAAAGAGGAGUUAAAGAAAUGUUUGACUGGCAGGUUACUUGUUUGGGUAACUCAAAGGUACUCUUUGAUUGUUGUAAUUUAGUAUAUUCUGCACCUACAUCUGCUGGGAAAACACUUGUUGCAGAAAUAUUAACAAUCAAAACUAUUUUGGAACGUCAGAAGAAGGUAAUUAUAAUUUUGCCUUUUGUGUCAAUAGUAAGAGAAAAAAUGUUUUACCUUCAAGAUAUAUUGUCUAGCUCUGGAAUUCGAGUGGAGGGGUUUAUGGGUUCCCAGUCACCUCCUGGGGGCUUGCAAGCUGUGCAUGUGGCCAUAUGCACUAUUGAGAAAGCAAACAGUUUGGUCAACAAACUCCUAGAUGAAGGGACCAUAUCAGAGCUAGGUGCCGUUAUAGUAGAUGAAUUGCACCUCCUUAGUGACCCCAGCCGUGGAUACUUACUAGAACUACUACUGACAAAAAUCAAAUAUGUGACAUCUAUGUCAGAUGAUAACAAAAUUCAAAUAGUAGGGAUGUCUGCUACAUUACCUAAUUUAGAAAGCCUUGCUAAUUGGUUGAAUGCUGAGUUAUUCGUCACCCAGUUUAGACCAAUCCCUCUUCAUGAAUACUGUUUAGUAGGAAAUAAGUAUUAUGAUAAACUAGGAGCUUGUGUUAAUACUGUAGACAUGAGUUUAACUGCUGAAGGAGAUAAUGUUCUGAAAAUCUGUUUGGAAACUAUUAAAGAUGGAUGCUCAGUACUCAUAUUCUGUAUGACAAAGAAUUGGUGUGAAAGCUUAGCCCAAUCAGUUGCAUCAUCAUUCUUUAAAUUAGGAUGUGAAGACAGCCAGGCUGGCCAAGUUUUAAGAAGUCAAUUAAAAUCUGACAAUAUUUUAGAAGUCCUAGAGCAACUAAAGAAUUGUCCUGUUGGAUUAGAUCAAGUUCUCAAGAAAACUGUAUCUUUUGGUGUUGCAUAUCAUCAUGCAGGACUGACAUUUGAUGAAAGGGACAUAGUUGAAGGUGGAUUUAAGACUGGGGCGAUAAGAGUCUUAGUAGCCACAUCCACAUUGAGUUCUGGUGUGAACUUGCCUGCCAGAAAAGUUAUUAUUAGGUCACCUGUAUUUCAAAGGCAGCCAAUAAAUAUCUUGACAUAUAAACAAAUGAUUGGUAGAGCUGGAAGAAUGGGGAGAGAUACGCAGGGUGAGAGUGUAUUAAUAUGCACAGAGGCUGAAAAAAAAAUUGGGUUUGAAUUAAUGAUGGGCUCCUUAGAGCCAGUAAAGAGUUGUAUUGAAACUGAAGAUAAGUACAUGAGAGCAGUGCUAGAAAUGAUAGCUAGCCAAGUAUUAUCCACUAAGGAGCAGGUAGAAAUAUAUUCGAAAUGCACAUUGCUUUACAAUCAACAGGAUACAUCAGGUUCACAAAUGAGUCUCUUACAAAAGACAUUAGAUGAAUUGAAAAACUUUGAAUUGGUAAGAAUACAAACUGAAGGUGAUGAGGAACAUUAUGUUGCUACACCCUUGGGGAAAGCUUGUCUGUCAUCGUCAAUGGCUCCAAAUGAUGGAUUAUCAUUGUUCUGUGAACUGCAGAAAGCUCGUCAGUGUCUUGUAUUAGAGACAGAUUUGCAUCUUAUAUAUCUGGUAACACCUUAUGGUGUGAGUAGUCAGUGGGGAAACAUGGAUUGGAUUCAUAUGCUAACUCUUUGGGAAUCUCUAACCAAAGCCCAGAAGAGAGUAGGGGAACUGGUUGGGGUACAAGAGAGUUUUAUAAUCAGAUGCCUUCGGACUAAUAAAGCAAGCAACAUACAAAAUAGAGUGAAUAUACAUAAGAGGUUUUAUACUGCCUUAGCUUUGCAGGACUUAGUGAAUGAGGUGCCUCUCGCUGAAGUAGCGACCAAGUUUCAGUGCGCGCGAGGCUUCCUGCAGAGUCUUCAGCAAGGAGCUGCAACUUUUGCUGGUAUGGUCACAGCGUUUUGCCGACAAUUAGGAUGGAAAAAUAUGGAAAUGUUAGUAUCACAAUUUCAAGAUCGUUUACAUUUCGGUAUUCAUUCUGACUUGCUGGAGUUGAUGAAACUCCCUUCUCUAAAUGGCAUGAGAGCCAGAACACUUUUUGACGCGGGAUUUGAAACAAUUGCCAGUAUUGCAUCAGCUGAUGCAAAUACUUUAGAAAAUAUACUUCACAAGUCCGUACCUUUUCAAAGUGAAAAGGAAAGAGACGAUGACGACAGCGAUGAUAUAAGAAAACGAAAUAAAAUAAAAAAUAUUUGGAUAACGGGUUAUUGUGGUAUUACUACUAAAGAAGCAGCUGAAAAUCUUAUUACCGAAGCUAGGAAAUACCUUUCUCUUGAAAUUGGAGUUGCAGAAAUUAAAUGGAAUCAAGAGUCGACAGCAGUUCCUAAUGCUGUAGACAAUACACUAGGCAAUUAUCAGAAUGUCACCAGUACUGGGAGAUUAAGUUCUAUUAACCAUGAAAGUAGUAGAAAAAAUGUAGCCCAACCAACCACUACGUAUGAGAGCACACCAGAAAACCAAACCUCUCAAAGUUCCGGACAUACUAAUACUGAAACAGUUAGCGAGCAAGUUAUUUCAGAAAAAAGUGAUGAUAUCUUUAUUAAAGAAGGUUCAAGGGUAAAUACGAAACUAAAUCGAUUAUCGAAUAAUAAUAGUGCUAAUAGCUCAAAAGAAUAUUGCACUGCAAGCGAAAGCAAUAGCCAAUCAUUAUCGACCAACGACAUUAUAUGGGACUCUUUAAAUUUUACCGAAGCUGCUUUAGAUAAUAUAACAAAAUUACGCACGUCUGACAAAAUGUUUUCACCUAACAUUAGUUUUGGUGAACUGGAAGAAAAAUCUUCAGCGCCAGAAACUUUGAAUAAGUCGGAUGUUUUAAGUACAUCUGCACAUCUGUCGGCAAAAGAUAUAAGUUUGUUUUCAUCUGAUGGUGAUAACUCGAGUUUGUUUGAAGAGAGUUUGGCCGUAGAUUUAAUUCCUAGUAAAUUACUAGAUAAAGAACCAUCCAUCGUACGUCAGCAAGAAACCACAUCUGAAUAUACCAGUAUAAACUCCAACACAAUUUUAAACGCUUUUAAAUCGACUUUAAUUGAAACUGAAGGCGAUGACGAUGAUGACGGUGCAAAUAUAAAACUAGUUUAUGAAGACGAUAAAAUCAUGGAAUCGGAAAAUGUAAACUUAGAAAACAAUAAUUUAGAAUCAGUCAGUUCUAUUGUUCACAAAAAUAUGAUGACUUAUAAACGAAGAAACUCGACUGGCAAAGAAACGCAUCCUGUGAUAAAAAAGAAAAAAGUCGACGACAUGAAAAUAAUGACCAAAGGAGAAAUAUACAGCCUACCAAAAAUAAGAUGUUCUUUAUCGAAACGAUUUUUUAUAGAAUUUAAUCAAUAUAAAGUGGAUUGUUAUGUUUUAAGAGGAAAUGAUGUUAUCGAAUAUUCACAAGAUAUUCAAAAUGUAAAUAGUGCAUCUAUACAUUUGAAUUUGAAAACAAAUAACCCAGGUAGCAAUGAAAUAAUAGGGAGCAACUUAUUUAGUUGCAAGCCUGUUCGAAAAUCCGAUGAUAAAAAUGAAGAUUGUCCAAUGAACGGUCUAGUCAUUUACUUAAACCAAGUAACAAGCAUUUACUUAGAUUUGACAUCUGUAGAUUGUUUGCAAUUAGUCAAAGGUCGAUUACGUAGCUGGUUCAAGAAGAAUACUUUAAAAUUGAAAAUGUUGUGUUCGAAAACCGCCAACUUUUACAUAAAACGAUGGCUUGGAGUUAAUUUGUCAUCGGACUGUACAGAUGUCUCUUUAAUUGAAUGGUUAAUAAAUAGCAGCGAGAAAAUACCGACCAUUGAUUAUCUAAUGAAAAAGUAUUGCGGUAUAGAUUUCUCAAAUGCGCUGUUUAAAGUUAACAGUCAGCAAAAAAGGUUCAAGACUUUUGACAGUUUUGAGAUUAUUUGCUUGAAGGCUUGUUCUGUAUGGAUGGUGGCUGAAAGUCAGGAAAAUACAUUACAAGAAUCUCUACAGCCUGCUCGAAAUAUAAUAGAUAUCGAAAACCGAGUUGCGAAGAUUCUGUCGAACUGCGAAUAUUACGGAAUCACUGUAGACAAGGAUCUCGCGUCACGACUUUUGAUUGAUGUGAGAAAUUCCCAAGAAAGUCUGCAGAAGAAGGCAUACAAACUUUGCGGAUAUCAUUUCAACUUCAACUCGUCGAAAGAUGUUGCCAAGGUACUGGGUAUCUACAAUGGGCGCAAGGUAAGCACCAAGAAAAGCGUGUUGACUUCGCACAACAGCCCGCUGUCGAGUAUCGUUAUUUAUUGGAGGAAGCUCAACUCUAUAUUGACGAAGACGCUGUAUCCUCUGACAGAGAAGGCUUGUAUUUACACAGAGGGAGAUAGAAUAAAUCCUACGUACACAAUGUUCACUUGCACGGGUCGCAUCAGUAUGCAUGAGCCGAACUUGCAGAAUGUUCCGCGCACAUUCGCGAUCCCUUUCGAGUACUUGACGAUGCACACAGGCGUGACUGAUCAUGUCGCGGAGUUCAACUGCAGGAACAUAUUCAAAGCGGCCCGCGGCUACGUCAUCGUGUCGGCAGACUAUUGUCAGCUGGAAAUGAGGAUCCUCACGCACUUCAGUAAAGAUCAGGUGUUGAUGAACAUUAUGAAGUCUGAUAUGGAUGUGUUUAAGUCUAUUGCGGCGUCUUGGAGCAAUGUGCCGGAAGAGGAGGUAGACGAUGAUUUAAGGCAGAAAGCCAAGCAGCUUUGCUACGGAAUUAUUUAUGGGAUGGGGAACAAAACGUUGGGGCAACUUCUCGAUGUAACGGAGAUUGAGGCGGCAGUUUUCAUGGACUCGUUCUAUAAAACGUAUCCAGCUGUCAAGGUGUUCACGCAGUCAGUCGUAGAGGAGUGCAGGGACAAAGGUUACGUGGAGACGCUCAUGAAGCGGAGAAGAUAUUUGCCAGAUAUUACAAGCAGUUCUGCGCCCAAAAAGAGUGCUGCCGAGCGUCAAGCAGUGAACACUACUAUACAAGGCUCAGCCGCCGACAUCGCGAAGGCCGCCAUGUGUUCUAUAGACACAAUGACCGACACCCUCGACCCCAAACCUCGGCUUAUUCUCCAGAUGCACGACGAACUCAUCUACGAAGUGCCCGAAGCGUACCAACACUACUUUAUCACCAUCAUCAAGCAAGUCAUGGAGAACACCCUCAAACUAACCGUCCCUUUACCCGUUAAAGUCAAAAGUGGACUCACCUGGGGCUCCUUGAAAGAAAUCGAGUUUUAAUUAAUCGUUAAUCAUGAACUCUCUAUUCUAUUCUUUAGUCUAUAUUCUGUGAUAUUUUAUUCUGUUCACGUGAUAUUUUAUCGUAAUGUAGGUAGUGUAAUUUGGUUUUAUAGACAAUAAACUGUAGAAUGUA